GGUGGGCCCGAGGCGCAAGAGGAAGAUGAGGACGAAGAAGAGGCGCUGCCGCACUCCGAGGCCAUGGACGUGUUCCAGGAGGGUCUGGCUAUGGUGGUGCAGGACCCGCUGCUCUGCGAUCUGCCGAUCCAGGUUACUUUGGAAGAAGUCAACUCCCAAAUAGCCCUAGAAUACGGCCAGGCAAUGACAGUCCGAGUGUGCAAGAUGGAUGGAGAAGUAAUGCCUGUGGUUGUAGUGCAGAGUGCCACAGUCCUGGACCUGAAGAAGGCCAUCCAGAGAUACGUGCAGCUCAAGCAGGAGCGUGAAGGGGGCAUUCAGCACAUCAGCUGGUCCUAUGUGUGGAGGACGUACCAUCUGACCUCUGCAGGAGAGAAACUCACAGAAGAUAGAAAGAAGCUCCGAGACUAUGGCAUCCGGAAUCGAGACGAGGUUUCCUUCAUCAAAAAGCUGAGGCAAAAGUGAGCCUCCAGACAGGACAACUCGCUUCAUCACUGGUGGCUGAGCUUUUUCCCAGCAGGAUCGGCUCCUCGAGUCAUUGUGCCUCUUUCACAGAAAGGAUGUUGUGUUGGCCUCACCCCAGGCAUGCCCAACAGGAACUGUCAGCAUAAACCUGGGGGCCCUCAGGACUAGGACAGGGUGAGCCAGUGCUCCCUUCUUUCAUGCACUUGGCCUGAGACUGACCUCUCCCUGGGUCCAAAUGCCCUAGUCACAUGGCAGAGCCACGGCCUGGCCCUGUGUAUAAAAUAAACCUGUUUGCUUCUUGGUUUGAAAAGUAAAAA
Messenger RNA from Pongo pygmaeus (Bornean orangutan), 779 nucleotides. It is a transcript of the gene SNRNP25, whose product is annotated as small nuclear ribonucleoprotein U11/U12 subunit 25. Gene Ontology annotation, molecular function: protein binding. Lineage: Eukaryota; Metazoa; Chordata; Mammalia; Primates; Hominidae. The record is from RefSeq and is a predicted model, not a curated record. Gene Ontology annotation, biological process: mRNA splicing, via spliceosome. The transcript has 5 exons. Gene Ontology annotation, cellular component: U12-type spliceosomal complex. Bases 64 to 462 code for a protein of 132 amino acids.